CUCGCAAUAAAACGACUUAACCUCAUAAUUCCUGGAAUUGGCAGUUGAAAACGUUGAGAAUUCCACAUCCAGUCAUUAAAAAUCAAAACAUACCUCACCAGAAUUGUCCAAGUAUGUAUAUUUAUGAUAUUCUGCAGAAAAAGGAAGAGAUGCUCAUCAAAAUCUGGUCUUUUAUGGUCUGAAUUUUGAGUCUUCUUUUGAGGAAGUGUUAGACUCAGAUACAGUUAAUGCAGCUUUCACUUAGUUCGACUGAGAAGUGAAAAGAAGGAAGUGGGUUCGUCUUGGAUGAUGGAUUUGGGUCAAUGAUGGGGUUUGGGCCAGAUGGACACUUCUUUUGCCGGUCACUGUGUCUGUGAGUGCUGUGGUGAGUGACAGUAGCGUAACAUUCAUUCUUCUACAUUUUUAUGGUGCUUUCAUCUGUGAAUGCGGUUGAUGGGUCUUCUUCUGCGCAACUACGACACUCUUGUUUUUUUUAUUUUGUUUAAGAGAGAGUUGAUGCUCAACAGGAAAUUAUAGGAAACAAAAUGUCGGUGAAGAGCAAAGGAGGGAUAGCGGGUGAUUUAGCUAAAAGAUAUGUUAUGAGAAGGAAUUGGGCUCUUUUGCUGUGCUUUGGCAGCUUUUGUGCAGGAAUGUUCUUUACCAACAGUUUUGGUGUUGCUUGCUUGAUUAGAUUACAAAUGCUUCUAAUAGCAAUCAAACAUGUUCGUAGCAGGAUGUGGAUUAUGCCUGAAAUUAGAAAUACAUCAAGAACAUCUGAAGUGGGAGAUAACCAGUUAAAAAUAGACUCCAAGGGUUGUAGUACGGAAGUUGUUGUAAAGAAUGCAUCCAGUGAUGGUCUGCAAGAGUUGUCCGAUACUCAACAUGUCAUUCGGAUGAUAAAUAAGACAGUUUCAGAUUUGGAGAUGAAGUUAGCAGCUGCUAGGGCAGCCCGUGAGACUGUACAUAAUGACUAUUCUGUAUCUGAAAAUUCGAAGACUCUGGAAUCAACCUCAAAAAGAAAAUACUUAAUGGUUAUAGGAAUCAAUACAGCAUUUAGUAGCCGGAAGAGAAGAGAUUCGGUUCGUAUGACUUGGAUGCCUCAAGGUGAGAAAAGGAAAAAGUUGGAAGAAGAGAAGGGCAUAGUGAUACGCUUUGUUAUUGGUCGCAGUUCAACAUCUGGGGGUAUUCUAAAUAGAGCUAUUGAAGCUGAGGAGCUCAUGCAGGGAGACUUCAUGAGGCUGGAUCAUGUUGAGGGUUACAUGGAGUUAUCAGCCAAGACAAAAACCUAUUUUUCCACUGCUGUUGCUAUGUGGGAUGCAGAAUUUUAUGUCAAAGUUGAUGAUGAUGUUCAUGUUAAUUUAGCCACACUUUGGGCAACACUAUCUAGGCAUCGCAUGAAAUCUCGAGUUUAUGUUGGUUGUAUGAAGUCUGGUCCAGUCCUGGCUCGAAAGGGGGUGAGAUACCAUGAGCCAGAGUAUUUGAAAUUUGGUGCAGCAGGGAACAAGUAUUUCCGUCAUGCUACAGGACAAUUAUAUGCUAUCUCAAAAGAAUUAGCCACUUAUAUAUCAAUAAACCAAGAUCUGCUGCACAAAUAUGCCAAUGAAGAUGUUUCAACAGGGUCUUGGUUUAUUGGUUUAGACGUGGAUUAUGUGGAUGAGAGGAGACUUUGUUGUGGCACCCCACCAGAUUGUGAGUGGAAGGCUCAGGCUGGCAACAUCUGUGUUGCUUCAUUUGAUUGGCGAUGCAGUGGGAUUUGCAAUUCUGUUGAGAGGAUGGCAGAAGUUCAUCGACGCUGUGGUGAAGACGAGAAUGCUAUAUGGAGUGCAAGAUCCUGAGUAAAAGGAGCUGCUGUUUCAUAUUAAGAAGAAGAUACAGAGAAACCUGGGGAAAGCAAGCAUUUGGAUUUUCUUUUCUCAGUGUAGAUAAGUACAUACAGGAAAUGUCAUGCUAAAUACUGUUUAUCAAAAGAGAGAAUAUUUCUGCUGCGUUUGAGGGGCCUGUCUGCAUUUUCUUCUGAGCAGAUCAAAACCCCUUAAUAGAUGCCAUAAAAGCAUGAAGAUGAUAUACUUUUGACACCCUAUUCUUUAUUGGUGGAGAGCUAUGUUGCAAGUUUUCCGGUCCAUUAUAUUUGUGGGCAGCUUUGACAUAACAAAAUUAGCAUAUAUGCUUCAGUUCUCUUUAUUUAAUUAUAGUCUUAAUACAUUAAAUAAAAUAAAUAUUUUUGGAAAGGAUUACGAUUGUUUUAUAAUUUAAGUAUAGUUCCAAUAAUGUGUCAAUCUCAAGACUCUCAAAUUUGUACUAAUGGCUCCUAAGUCAAAGCAAUAAUCAUGAGAUAAUCAUAUUCAUGCUGGGAUUAGACUUUA
Messenger RNA from Humulus lupulus (European hop), 2342 nucleotides. Its product is annotated as probable beta-1,3-galactosyltransferase 2. The record is from RefSeq and is a predicted model, not a curated record. Gene Ontology annotation, cellular component: Golgi membrane. The transcript is spliced from 12 exons. Gene Ontology annotation, molecular function: hexosyltransferase activity. NCBI's taxonomy places the organism in Eukaryota, Viridiplantae, Streptophyta, Magnoliopsida, Rosales, Cannabaceae. The coding region runs from base 525 to 1814 and encodes 429 amino acids.